GCACGCAUUUUCAAUAUUCCUCUCGGUAAUUGCGAUAUAUUACAUCCACGCGGCACCUCGCGCACCGUCAGGAUGAUCAUGAUCAUCGGCCUAUUCCUGAUUGCUGCAUGGACCGAGCACGCUGUCGCUGAACUUCCACCGGGUGUGCAGCCCUGUAGCCGUACGAAUGACCUCGCACAAUACGACAGAUGCGUGCUGAAGCAAUUGAAAGCGAUCACGCCGUACCUGGCCAAGGGGAUACCGUCGUUGAAACUCCCCGCGCUGGACCCCCUGUUCCUCCCUUCGCUAACGGUCGACAGGAACCUGGAGGCGUUGAAGAUCAAGGCGAACAUGAGCCAGAUACGCGUGCACGGAGCGACCAAUUUUCUAAUCGACGACCUAAAGGCGAACCCUAACGACCUCUCGGUGAGCAUCAAGGUUCAGCUGCCGCACGUCCACGUGAACGGCGACUACGACGUACAAGGAAGGCUGCUGCUACUUCCGCUGAACGGGGCUGGCAGUUUUAAAGGAAACUUCACUAACACGGAAGCGCAAGUGAACGCACAAGGCAAGGAGGUUACCGACAAAAAUGGCGUCCAGAGGUUGGAGAUCGAUAAGCUGGUAACGAAAAUUCGUGUUGGCGAUGGGAACAUUAAAUUGAAAGCUCCUCCCACUCAUACUCUAGCUGCCGACGCAGCCGCGACGUUCUUCAAUUCGAAUCCUCGGCUGGUACUGGACAUCGCGAGUCCGAUCAUCGAGGACACCGCUGCGACCGUAAGCAGAGCGCUGGCUGCCAGAGCGCUGGGAGCACUCACUAAAGCGGAAUUGCUUCCCUAGUCCACGAUUGUUCCGCUUUGUUAUCCCGUUCAACGACGGAGACGAGUGAUCUGCCGCAGCUGCGAUGAUUGCGGUCGAGGCGGAAUCGAUUGACCGCUGAAGGCUCCUUCACUGACUCGAGUCCAACCAGAGGAGGCGUCAUUUUUGCGAUCGUUGAAUCUUAGACGUUGUUAGAGUGUUCGAGAAAAUAUCGCGUGUCUUUAGACACUUCUGUUUUGUUCGAUUAUUUCUUUUAUGUUAGGGAAACUAAGAGAAAAAAUUAUAGUUAUUACGACACAGUG
Nomia melanderi (Alkali bee) is the source of this 1097-nucleotide messenger RNA. RefSeq names its product circadian clock-controlled protein daywake. Lineage: Eukaryota; Metazoa; Arthropoda; Insecta; Hymenoptera; Halictidae. Gene Ontology annotation, biological process: multicellular organismal reproductive process. The record is from RefSeq and is a predicted model, not a curated record.